Heteronotia binoei (common prickly gecko) is the source of this 1949-nucleotide messenger RNA. Its product is annotated as GPI mannosyltransferase 1-like. Lineage: Eukaryota; Metazoa; Chordata; Lepidosauria; Squamata; Gekkonidae. Gene Ontology annotation, biological process: GPI anchor biosynthetic process. The record is from RefSeq and is a predicted model, not a curated record. Gene Ontology annotation, molecular function: GPI mannosyltransferase activity; alpha-1,4-mannosyltransferase activity. Gene Ontology annotation, cellular component: membrane; glycosylphosphatidylinositol-mannosyltransferase I complex. The coding region runs from base 607 to 1881 and encodes 424 amino acids. The transcript is spliced from 3 exons.
AUCCUGGCCCGGGGGAGAAAAACUGGGAAGGAACCAAAUCCCCCGUUUCUUUUUCGUUCUGCGCCUGCGCAGGCUAAAGUUGUAUAGCGGAGGAGCAUAAAACAGCACGCGCACGGCGUCCUUUAAAAAUGACUACCGCGGGCUCUGCAGUCGGGGGCACUAACGUUCCGUUUCUUGCUGCAACCAAGGCUCAUGGCGUACCCUGAAAGGAGGGUAUAGGUAUGGAUGCUUGCGAUGCCGUUUUUUCAUAGGAAGGCUCUGUAGUGCCACUCAGACACCUUUGUUCCGAGCUGCUUCUCCCAAAUACACUUUUGGAAAAAAGAGGAAGUAGAAUCACAAAGGAAGGGCAAUGCGAUUGAGGGCGAUACCUUCCAAGUGCCGCACUGAGCAUGCUCAGAUAGAUAAAGCUGCUUCCUCACUACAAGGACUGCUUGUGAUCUAAACAGAGUUGCUCUUUGGAUCCCACACAGAAGAGGAAGACUAACUUCACACAGAAGACUAACUUCACCUUCUUAUUCAAAUUGUGGCAUAACCAGAGGAUGGUUCAAGCCUGGCCCAGUAAUGGGUUUUAUUUCUCAUUCUGAUUUCUGUUAAAGAGAACCAAAUAUGAUGCCCCAUCAGAUAUUUGGGAAGCCAAUCGUUACAGGGUGUCUCAGGAAAGAUGUUUUAUUCGCCAGCGCUUUCAUAAUCAGGCUCCUGCUCGUCUUCUAUGGAGUUUAUCAGGACAGAACAAUGUUGGUGAAGUAUACAGACAUCGAUUAUCAAGUAUUCACUGACGCUGCCAAGUAUAUCACAGAGGGGAAGUCCCCUUACCUAAGAGCCACGUACCGUUACACUCCGCUGCUGGCCUGGAUCUUAACCCCAAACAUCUACAUUUCUGAUCUGUAUGGAAAGCUCCUCUUUAUUGCUGGGGAUCUGGUCGCUGCAUACCUCAUGUACCGGAUUCUGCUGCUCAGAGGACUGGAGAGCAGGAAGGCCUGCGGGUGCUGCUCAUUCUGGCUCCUCAACCCUCUGCCCAUGACAGUAUCCAGCCGAGGAAACGCCGAGUCCCUGGUAGCUAGCCUGGUCCUGGGCACCAUGUAUUAUAUGGAAAAGAAGCAUCUAGCCAAGGCUGCUGUUCUGUAUGGCCUGUCUGUACAUAUGAAAAUUUACCCGGUGACCUACGCGCUGCCAAUAGUUCUCCAUUUGCAAAGUGGUCAAAGCCAUGAAAAAGGAAAUGCAGAUGUUCCGAAGAAACAAAAAGUGGACAACUUCUGGAGGUUUUUCUUAAGACUCUUCAGUCGGGACGUUCUGCUUUUUGCAGCUGUGGCCGGAGGCACCUUUGCUGCCCUCAGCCUCCUUUUUUAUUUCUCUUACGGCCGGGAAUUUCUAGAGCAGACCUAUUUCUACCACGUGACCCGGAGAGAUAUCUGCCACAACUUCUCGCCCUAUUUCUACAUGCUGUACUUGACUGCAGAAAGCGAGUGGAGUUUUUCCCUCGGACUUGCAGCUUUCUUGCCACAGCUCCUGCUGCUUUUGGGUAUUUCUUUCGCUUACUACAAAGACCUUGUCUUCUGCUCCUUCCUGCACACUGCUGUGUUUGUGAGUUUUAACAAGGUGUGCACCUCCCAAUAUUUUCUGUGGUACCUUUGCCUUCUGCCCCCUGUAAUCCCCUGCCUGAGGAUGUCCUGGCAGCAGGCUACGCUCCUCUUCUUGCUGUGGCUGGUGGGGCAAGCUCUGUGGCUAGCACCUGCUUACUUUUUGGAAUUCGAGGGGCAGAACACUUUCUUGCUGAUAUGGCUAGCAGGCUUAUUCUUUCUUUUUGCCAACUCUUUGAUUCUUAUUCAGAUUAUCGCUCACUAUUGCACUGGCCAGAUGACUAGGAAAAUUAAACUACAGUAAGCCUGCCUUUGCUACACCAGUGACAUUCUUUAGGCUGUUUUCAGAAUUAAAUGGGGACCAGGUAAUAA